AUGACUUCUCCAACGGGAAUCGAUACUGGAGAGCUACAAUCGAACCCUCGGUAUCUCAUUCGCCAACCGCGCGCCCUGCAAUGGUUCGAGAACGGGCGACUGGUUAAGCGCCAUGACGAAGAAAGACAAGCAGGCCGAUUCGAGCUCUUUCUGGACCUUCUAUACGUCGCGAUACUUUCUAACUUUGCCGAUACGCUUGCCGAGGACAUUUCGGGCGCAAAACUUGUCAAGUACAUUCUCAUCUUAGCUCCAUCAUGGCAUGUAUGGAGCGACUUGCGCGAACUGAUGAACUCCUUCUACAACGACGACCUGCUGCAGCGUAUACUCAUCUUAUGGGUAAUGGCCACGAUGGUCGUAUAUGGCAAUAACGCACCUCUAGUCGAUGAAGAUAUUGGUGCGAUGCGCUCAGCAGUUGGUGCCUACAUGGUCGCACGGCUCUCCUGUGCCUCCGCCCACCUACUAUAUUCCUAUUCGAGCUACCAGCACCGACCGCAGCAACGUCUCUGGUUCGGUGUCUCAAUAAUAACCCUAUCCAUAUAUAUCCCGCUAUACUUCGAGUCGGUCUCUAUUCGUGGCAAAAUUGCUGCUGCGGCGGUCGCGGUCCUGAUUGAAGAUGCCUCUUGGGUCUUCUGCUACUCCCCCAUCGCGAAAAAGCUCAUGCGUGUCAAAUACUCGACUGCUGUCGAUAUUCCUCAUGAGGUUGAUCGAUUUGCAGCCUUUUAUAUUAUUGCGCUGGGUGAAUUCCUAUACUUGAUUAUUGUCGGGUCGCAUGCGGCUGUUGGACUUAAUGAGCGCCUUCUUCGCGCUAUCUGGACGUUGAUCAUUGCCUUCUGCUUGAAUUGGCUAUAUGUCCACGCUGACGGCUCUUUGAAUACUACUCAUCCUCUCCGCCAUAGUAUAUACACAGCUUUCGCGUUCAGUAUUUUGCAUGUCCCGCUUAUUGGCAGCCUUUUAGCCGGUGGGCACGUUGCGGCUAUCUCAGUUCAAGAGGAGGAUUUCGAGGAACCGCAGAAGUGGCUUCUUUGUGGUGGACUUGGUACUGGAAUGAUCUGUCUGUGGUUCUUUGCGCUUCUUCACGGUUCCCAAGAUGCGCCUGGGACCCUGUGUCUUGGAAAGACUAUUCGCUUGUUAAUGCGCCCGACUACUGGCAUAAUCACUAUUCUGCUGCCUCUUGCUCAUCACCUUGGGGCUACAUCUAUCUUGUCAAUUAUCAUGGCAUUAUUUAGUUUGUGUGUCCUCUGGGAGAGCGUUACUUCGCUCAAAAGUGGCGCCCAUUUAUGGGAGAAAUGGACUGAUACCGAAUACCCCGAAGAUGGGCAAUCACAAGAAAAUCUCAAUACUGAGCCUUGA
Molecule: messenger RNA, 1350 nt
Organism: Penicillium taxi
Lineage: Eukaryota; Fungi; Ascomycota; Eurotiomycetes; Eurotiales; Aspergillaceae
Exons: 4
Coding region: 1-1350 (449 amino acids)
Source: RefSeq, a predicted model, not a curated record